This is a messenger RNA of Xiphophorus hellerii (green swordtail), 1774 nucleotides long. Its product is annotated as probable tRNA N6-adenosine threonylcarbamoyltransferase, mitochondrial. NCBI's taxonomy places the organism in Eukaryota, Metazoa, Chordata, Actinopteri, Cyprinodontiformes, Poeciliidae. The record is from RefSeq and is a predicted model, not a curated record. Gene Ontology annotation, cellular component: mitochondrion.
CAUGAAAAUCUGCAGAGCUUUGUUGAUGUAAUUUCCCAGUAAACAUAAAAAUAUAUCUUUGAUUUGGUUGAUAAAGUAUUUAAACCCGGCGGUUAUCUGGAUGGUUUUAUUUAUUCGUCCCUCUGGAGUCUAGAGGGCCACAUAAAAGGGCUGAAAGGACUAAUAGUAAUAAUCGUGAUUAAUUGCUUAUUGAAACAAUCAACUAAAUUAGUAAUCGAUUAAUCAUUAACUGGAGAAUAAAGACUCAAAAAGCCAUUUGGGGAGAAAAAGACACAACAUAUUCAGAGCAUGUGAGUUUUGGGUAAGUUUUAAUUUCACGUGGUUUGAAUUCUGGAAAAAAAACAAAACUUUUUGAAUUAUAAACCACUUAAUACAAAAAUAGUCACUAGAUUAGCUGAGCAACGUGCUGAUCCCAGUUCAGUCAGAAAAGAGCUUUUCACAAGUUCAUGUCAAGUGUUCACUAAAGGAAUGCCAAUGUUGGGUUUUAGGUAAUUAAAUGUUUUAUUAUUUAAAAAAGGAACUGAAUUAUUCCUUUAUUUGCAUUUUUAAUGUAUUUCUAACAUUGUAUGAAAAAUCUGCAGAAUGUGGCCAUUUUCAACCGAUCAAUCGUCAGAAUAAUUGAUUAAUCCAUAGCUAAAAUAACAGUUGCAGCCCUGCUUUGAUUAUUCAUUAUAUUAAAUAGUUUAACUAUUUUAUUGUGCUUCCUCUGUAAGUGUCUUUAUUUACAAAAAUGUAGCUUAUUUAGUCUGUUUGGCAUGUUUAGUUCACCUUAAAUGGUGGAAACCAGCAGCGAUGAAACUGAGUUGAGUUUUUCAGGACAACAGAUUCCACAGUGACGACGUGAACCUGCAUCGCUGCUGUUUACGGUGGAACGUAGAAUAAUGAUAUGCAACGUGUUUCUUUAACAAGCAGGUCGGCAGUGAAGGCGGCCAUGUUUCACCGCUCCUGUAUGAAGCAGUAGACAGACGCUGCUCCGCUGCUGCAGCUGUUCUCGGGGAACCAUGUCGGCUCCUUGGCCUGGUACACGGCUGUUGCCACGAUGCUGUGAACGGAUAGAAGAUGAAAAUCCUCAAGAAGGACAAGCAGCAGGUGGCGCGCCGUCUGUCCCUCAGGAAACUGCUGAGCGGCGGCCAGGCCAUCGAGCUGCUGGCACAGGACGGCGACAGUAAGAGGUUCUGCUUCAGGACGCCGAUGGGACAAACGCCCGACUGCUUCUUCUCCUUCGCCGGGCUGCGGAACCAGGUCACCUUGCUGAUCCAGAAGCAGGAAGUCGAGGAAGGCGUAGAGGAAGGAACGGUGCUGUCGUGUGUGAACGACAUCGCCGCCGCCACGCAGCACAUGGGGAAGAGGACGCACCGGGCCGUCCUGUUCUGCAGAGCCAACCGACUGCUGCCAUCACAAAACCCGACGCUGGUGUUGUCUGGAGGCGUUGCCAGCAACCAGUACAUCUGUAAAGCUCUGGCGGUCGUCGCCAAGGCGACCGGGUUGCAGCUGCUCUGCCCUCCGGCCCGGUUCUGCACCCACAACGGAGCGAUGGUCGCCUGGAACAGAGUGGAGCGUCUGAGGGAAGGAACCGGGAUCCUGGCGCCGGAGGUGGAGGUCAGCUACGAGCCCAGAGCUCCGCUGGGCGUGGACAUCACAGCCGAGGUGAGGGACGCCGCCAUCAGGCCGCCGCCCAUCCGGAUCAAGAUCCCAGCCUGACCGGCAGAACUCCCUCUGUCCAAACUGUGCAGAUAUGAGAUGUUUAUUUAUUAAUAAAGUAUUUUAAUAUGAA